CUCUUGGUGAUGCCGGAGAGGGGAGAAAGGAGAGUCAGAAAGUAAAACGAAGCACUGGGAGUGAAAAAAUGGCGGAUGAUGAAGAACCGCCGAUGGCUGUUCAAAUCCAACCGGAUAUCUCUGACGGGACGACUAUCUCCGCGGAGGAAUCAACCGACCCUGUUUCGGUUGGUGUCACUGUCAUCACUGGCUAUCUCGGCGCCGGAAAGUCCACCCUUGUGAAUUAUAUUCUGAACGGGAAACACGGGAAGAGAAUCGCGGUGAUUUUGAAUGAGUUUGGGGAAGAGAUUGGAGUUGAGAGGGCUAUGAUAAACGAAGGAGAAGGAGGUGCCCUUGUCGAAGAAUGGGUCGAGCUCGCUAAUGGCUGUAUUUGCUGCACUGUUAAGCAUAGCCUUGUUCAAGCCCUCGAGCAGCUUGUACAGAGAAAAGACAGGCUUGAUCAUAUAUUGCUGGAGACAACAGGUUUAGCAAAUCCGGCUCCACUCGCUUCUAUUCUUUGGUUGGAUGACCAGUUAGAAUCAGAAGUCAAGCUUGACUGCAUUGUUACUGUCGUGGAUGCAAAGAAUCUUCGUUUUCAGCUCAAUGAGCGCCGUGACUCAUCCUCAUUUCCCGAGGCUUUUAACCAAAUUGCAUUUGCGGACACGAUAAUAAUGAACAAGAUUGACUUGAUUUCUCAAGAGGAAUCUGAUGAAUUGGAGAAGGAAAUCCAUUCCAUCAACUCCCUCGCCAAUGUCAUCCGUUCUGUCAGGUGCCAAGUUGAUUUGUCGAAUAUACUAAACUGCCAGGCAUAUGAUUCAACUCAUGUAAGUCGUCUAGAAUCUCUGUUAGAAGCAAACGAAUCACUAACCACAACAGACCUUCACGAUAGUGGAGUGAGGACUCUGUGCAUCAGUGAACCCCAACCUAUAAACCUCGACAAGGUUCGUUUAUGGCUUGAGGAAAUUCUGUGGGAUAAAAAAUUGGAUAUGGAUGUAUACCGUUGCAAGGCUGUGCUGAGCAUUCAAAACUCAGACCAGCUGCACAUUUUGCAGGCCGUUAAAGAGAUAUAUGAGAUAGUUCCAGCGCGAAAAUGGAGUGAAGAAGAGAGCCGAAUGAAUAAAAUAGUAUUUAUAGGACACAAAUUGGACGAAGAAGCUCUUAAAAGCGGAUUAAGAGAUUGCAGACCCUGAGGAAAAACCCUAGCUUGCAGCGAAAACCUUGAUUGGUCUAAACCAAUUUGGUUUUUGCUGAUCUGGUACGAAGCUCCCUAGUAUUAAGUGCUGAUAUGGGGGUAUUAGAAAUUGUAAUUUUAGUAUUACAGUGUUAAUUUACAGUAUACAUUAUACUUGGAUGCUGUUUUACCUAUAUAUGUUGUAACAAGAACAUCACCUUUUUCAGCACACUCGUUUAAUCAAAAUUUGAGACCACCA
Eutrema salsugineum is the source of this 1409-nucleotide messenger RNA. Its product is annotated as COBW domain-containing protein 1. Lineage: Eukaryota; Viridiplantae; Streptophyta; Magnoliopsida; Brassicales; Brassicaceae. The coding region runs from base 69 to 1169 and encodes 366 amino acids. The transcript is spliced from 9 exons. The record is from RefSeq and is a predicted model, not a curated record. Gene Ontology annotation, cellular component: cytoplasm.